Phoenix dactylifera (date palm) is the source of this 789-nucleotide messenger RNA. RefSeq lists its product as uncharacterized. NCBI's taxonomy places the organism in Eukaryota, Viridiplantae, Streptophyta, Magnoliopsida, Arecales, Arecaceae. Gene Ontology annotation, biological process: intracellular manganese ion homeostasis. Gene Ontology annotation, molecular function: manganese ion transmembrane transporter activity. The record is from RefSeq and is a predicted model, not a curated record.
AUGGCUUUGGAGGCAUCUCCCCCUUUGCUCCGCCCACAGCAUGAAGAGAACGGUGGUGGUGUUGGGAGAGAAGGCUUUUGGAGUGAGGAUAGCGUCAAGAGUGCAAUCGAUGCGGGUCUUGACGCCAUUGUUACCUCCUUCUCCCUCAUCUCUUCCAUCUCAGCUACUCGCCUCGCCUCUGUUGAUGUCUUGGUGCUGGGAUUUGCAAAUUUGGUGGCUCGUGGCAUAUCAAUGGGUUUUGGAGAUUUUGUAUCAACCAGCACUGAGAAUGAGAUGGCCAAGAAGGAGAGGGCGACGACCGAGCAGGACGUGAGCAAGUCCAUCAGCUCCCAGCAGGCUGGGUUGCUCUCCACAUACCAAGCAUUAGGGUUGGAUUUGGAGGACGCCACAACAGUUGUGAAUGUGUUCUCAAAAUACCAAGACAUAUUGGUGGAUGAGAAGAUGACUGCCCAGAAAGGGGUGCUGCCACCUCGCCAGACCGAGAAGCCAUGGAAGAGUGGGCUCAUCAGCUUUGCAGCCUUCAUCUUGUUUGGCAAUGUUCCCCUCCUCUCUUUCGUCGUCCUCAUUCCAUUCACAGGGGAUGAUUCCACCAAGUUCUUUGGGGCAUGCCUUCUCUCGGCCCUUGCUCUUGCGCUCCUCGGGCUGGCCAGGGCCAAAAUCUCAGGGCAGUACCUGCACUCUGUAGCAGCUACUCUAUUCAAUGGUGGCAUUGCAGCAACCUGUGCAUACUUGAUAGGGUGGAUGCUUCGAAAUGCGGCCGGUUUGCAUGACCAAACAAAAGGACAUUAA